GGCCGGCGAGCUCGCGGUGACUCCCGCCCGGCCCUCCCUCGCAGGCGGCAGCCUCGGGUCUCCCGGAACGAUGGUGAAGUUGGGGAACAAUUUCGCGGAGAAGGGCGCCAAGCAGCCGCUGCUGGAGGAUGGCUUCGACACCAUCCCCCUGAUGACGCCCCUCGAUGUCAAUCAGCUGCAGUUCCCGCCCCCGGACAAGGUGGUUGUGAAAACGAAGACCGAGUACGAGCCUGACCGCAAGAAAGGCAAAGCGCGCCCUCCCAAGAUAGCGGAGUUCACCGUCAGCAUCACCGAGGGGGUCACCGAGAGGUUCAAGGUGUCCGUGCUGGUCCUCUUCGCCCUGGCCUUCCUCACCUGCGUCGUCUUCCUGGUCGUCUACAAGGUGUACAAGUAUGACCGUGCCUGCCCCGAUGGGUUCGUCCUCAAGAACACCCAGUGCAUUCCAGAAGGCUUGGAGAGCUACUACGCGGAGCAAGACUCCAGCGCCCGGGAGAAAUUCUACACCGUCAUCAACCACUACAACCUGGCCAAGCAGAGCAUCACACGCUCGGUCUCACCCUGGAUGUCCGUUCUGUCAGAAGAGAAGCUGUCCGAGCAGGAGACCGAAGCCGCUGAGAAGUCGGCCCAGUGAGGUGGGCAGGUUCCUUACGAUGUGUCACUUGAAGGUAACAAAGGGACUCGGAGGGACGUUUCAUUAAAUAUAAUUCCCGAUAAUUUAGAGGUCGCUCAUUUAUGGUGCAACUGCUUGUUUGCUGAUGCCGCUUUGCAAAUAAACCUUGCUGCCGGCCGCCCGCGGGCCCAAGUGCAUCUCAGCACUGCUUAAAGAGCUCUGACACCACUUUCCGUGAUAAGGAGUCUUAAUUUAGCUACUUUACUGGGACUUACUGGAUGGUAUCAAAAAAUAAAUUUACACCAGAUACGCAAGGGGUUUGGAUUCAGAUAAUGCAUUUUGUGGAAUUUGUUUACCACCCUCCCACCCUCGCUGUUUGCAGUCCUUACUCCACAGCCAUAUUUAGAGGGAGCCCCACUUUGCUAAGAGCAAGCUGUACUUCAGAAUUUCUUCCAACCUCCAAUCAGGCGGCAACAGUGCCGUCUCCAGGACGCAUGGUAGUGAGCGGUGUAGAGAAGGAAGGAAAUAGGGCAAGCGCGCUUUCCCCGUGCUCAUCCCUAAGUUGCAAGUGUCCCGCAGCCAGGCACACUCGGGGGGCUCUGUUCCACACCCCCACACACCGGAGUUGGCAUCUUGGUGCAGAGAGCACCCUUGUUUCGCUCCAGUGCAUGCAGACCGUGUCCCAGCAUGUGAGGUGAGGGGCUAUGGAAAGCGAGGUCCCUGGGCCGCGGGCUCCAGGACUGUGUCAGAAGCCCUGUAGGUAGUCCGUCUGCUCUGUGAUGUGUUGAAUAGGAACGAAACCCCUUUGGUCUUUACGUGCUCUUCUGUUAUGAAUAAAUUCGCACCAACAGCCCUGUUAGCCCCUAAGUUAGUUUUCAAAAACUUAUUUGUGUUGGAAAAGUGAAAAUGUAAUUGCUGGGAAACCAAGACUAAUUUUUAUUUUGUGAACCAGAACUCCUUUGAUAUAAGAAGCAGGCAGGAAAGGCUGGGCGGGGCUGGUGUGGCAACUUGCAAACCCAAUGAUGACAUUUCAAUUCACAAUCUUUGUAAGAAAAUGCUAUUUCAACCUGAAUCUUGACAUUAAAGUAUAUGUUUACAAAAUUGCCAGUUAGAUAAGUGUGUAAGACGAUUAAAUAGAAAAAAGACAUAUGCAGACCUUUUCUUCCAUGUUAUUUGAAUGUGUUGUUUCUGGUGGACAUGUCAAAAGUUUCACUGUUUUUUAGUAGAUCAAAAAUAAAUGACAACUAGUGCAAGAUCUGUUGCAAACAAG
Leptonychotes weddellii (Weddell seal) is the source of this 1880-nucleotide messenger RNA. The record is from RefSeq and is a predicted model, not a curated record. Lineage: Eukaryota; Metazoa; Chordata; Mammalia; Carnivora; Phocidae.